GUUGGUUGUUGAAAUCAUCUUACUACAGACUAGUAAUUUUUGGGGCUCGCUCGAGGAAACGUAUAAAGGGAAUUUUUUUUUUGCGUAAAACUGAUUUAAUAAAUGAUUCCGUGUAUUUUAAGCAUGUGGCUAAUUGGUUAUAAUUGCAUAAGAGAAUAGCGUCAGACGAUUUGUUCAGUAGAUUAAAUUAGUCUGGUUCACUGUUACUGUAUUAUACUGUAACUACAGGACGAACAGAAAGAGCCUGAACUGUCGGGUACCUGGUUAAGUGAAUAUACAGCAGUGUACAGUGGAGUAAUGGGAGCACACAGGAGUGAGGGACGGAGAGAGUGGCUUCAACAGGACGCUGGUGGGCAGCAGCAGGUUCAGUCUAUGAACCCCUGGAACAUCAUGAUCAAGCACAGACAGGUUCAGCGCAGGGGUAGACGCUCACAGAUGGCUGUGAGUUAUACAGAUCCUGUCAUUUCUAUGGAUCUCUUGCGGACUGUGCUGCAGCCCAGCUUCAACGAUGACAUUUUGGCAGUCUUUAAAAAAUAUAUGAAGUUUUUUGAGAAGGCAGCAAGCAACGUGAAGGAGAAUGUAGGGGAGGACGUUCAAACGGAUCAGCUCAUCAAAGAGGCGUGUCGAAACUGCUUGGAGCAUGCCAAACUGCUCUUCCCAGAUGCAGAGAAAACUGCACAAAGACCUCUCUUCGAUCCCUCUAUAAAGCGCUCACGGCAGAUGGAGGAUGAUUCCAGCCAAAGAGGAAGCCCAGUCCCUAAAAAGAGGAAGGGACGUCCCCCUCUGCCCACUUUACCAUAUGACCGAUCCAUACCAUACAGUGCUCCGAAUAAGCCUAAAGUAGCUGAGCCAAUAAAACGAGAAGGACCAAAGUGGGAUCCCAUCCGGCUGACUGAAAAAAGCACAUUCGUUUUAGGGUCCAGGGCGAACAAAGCUUUAGGGAUGGGAGGCACUAGAGGAAGGAUCUAUAUUAAACACGCAGACCUCUUCAAGUACGCUGCUGAUGCUCAGGAUAAGCAGUGGCUUGCAGAGAGGCAGCACAUGAGAGCCACAGGUGGAAAGAUGGCGUAUCUACUCAUUGAAGAGGACAUCCAAGACCUUGCUCUAAGUGACGAAUAUAAAGACUGUCCUGAAUUGAAGCUGGAUGAAUUGAAGCCCUUUAUGGUGCCUGUGUGGAUGUUAGAGAAGAUGCAGAAGACGAUGGAAUCUCAGAGAUCUGAGAGGGAUUAAAGAAACAGAGCUUGGCAUCAUAAAUAUUUUUAAGGGUACAAAUACUGAUCCAGAAUGAACUCACUGUCUAUAUACAAAUAACUUGCUUUAAAUAAAUAUAUAUUCCUUGAUAAAUGGCUAGGAUUCUAAUCCGGAAUUUGCAGUCUGAUUCAUGCAAUUCAUAUGGCAUAGUUUUGAAUUGCCCUUUUCACAAGCAGACUAAUCCAGCGGUGUCCAGUCUUAUCCACAAAGGGCCGGUGUGGGUGCAGGUUUUCAUUCCAACCAAGCAGAAGCCACACCUGAUUCCACCUGUUUAAUCAGUUGUUCUUGGCUUUUAGUAGACUCUGGUGUGGCUUCUGAUUGGUUGGAAUGAAAACCUGCACCAUACCGGCCCUUUCCGGGUAAGAUUGGACACCGCUGGAUUAACCUGUUAAGGGAUUAGGUUGUGAUGCACACGUUUAAUAACGUAAAGAAGAUCAUUUCUAUCCUUUAAACUUUUUAUUACAGAAUAGGUUCUUACCUUACUAUCAAGCUUAGCAGUUUUCGCUUUAUGCCCCACAUGCUAGGAGGGUUUGGGUUUAACAACUCAGUAUUAUUAGAGAUCAUAUCUGACAAGUUGUUGUUGUGUUGUGUGUUUUUUUUUUUUU
Messenger RNA from Tachysurus vachellii, 1856 nucleotides. RefSeq names its product deoxynucleotidyltransferase terminal-interacting protein 1 (gene dnttip1). The coding region runs from base 298 to 1230 and encodes 310 amino acids. Lineage: Eukaryota; Metazoa; Chordata; Actinopteri; Siluriformes; Bagridae. The transcript has 13 exons. Gene Ontology annotation, molecular function: DNA binding; nucleosome binding. The record is from RefSeq and is a predicted model, not a curated record. Gene Ontology annotation, cellular component: nucleus.